Molecule: messenger RNA, 362 nt
Organism: Funneliformis geosporum
Lineage: Eukaryota; Fungi; Glomeromycota; Glomeromycetes; Glomerales; Glomeraceae
Source: the annotation of a GenBank genome assembly
AUCACGGAUAGUGUAACGGUUAGAUUGCUUGCCAAAAUCGGGAAAGGAAUUGCACGAUACAAUAUAGUAUUUCUCCCCGAAACUAACAAAAAUGAUAUCUUGCGUAGAGAAUUUGAUGAUGAGGAGUGGCAAAUUCUUGAAAAUGUAUUUUACAAGAAAGAUAACGAAAUUAGCUUGGAAGUCCCACCUCAACUUCAUAAAGUUGAGACUAUUUUGAACGAAUAUGAUGAAUCAUUGGAGAAAGCUACAGAGGAUAACUUUGUUGAUCUUGAUUCAGUCUUAUUUGUGCCUAGUUAUCAAGGCGAUUACAAAUUUCGAAAACACUGGUUGAUGAAAUGGGUUGAUAACAUAUUUCAAAGAUU